This is a messenger RNA of Macrosiphum euphorbiae (potato aphid), 573 nucleotides long. The record is from the annotation of a GenBank genome assembly. Lineage: Eukaryota; Metazoa; Arthropoda; Insecta; Hemiptera; Aphididae.
AUGGAAUCAUGUUUUAGAAGUUAUGACCCUUUUGAUUCUUUUAAUAGACAUUUAUUGACCCGUACAACUGUACUUAACCAAGAUGUCUGUAGUAAUAUUCAUGUAGAACCACUGAUAAUUGAUACUUCACAUGAUACAUGUAAUGAAGCAUUAAUGUUGGUUAAUAAUAAAAUUCCCCGACGUGAAAUAUCUAUAGAGUCAUUUAAGAGACUAGUUACUAGCGAUGCAAUAAUUCUUAUAUCAAAAUGGUACAAUGAAGCUGUUGUGCCUAAAAACCAAUUACAACUUCUUUUAGGUAAUAGAAACAAAAACAUCACAAAAGAUUAUAAUAUUGUUAUUCAAUCUGUAAAUGUAAAUAUUUGUUUUAUUCCAUUAAGAUGUGUCUUUAAAAUGUUUUUUGAACAACCUUUUGUAUUAAAAACAGUUCUUGAAAAUUUCUUGCUCUUCUUUUCAUUGAUUGUAAGGAGUUUGGAAAUACAUAUAUCUUUAAAGAACCAACUAAUUAAUGAAGUUAACUAUUUACAAAACAAUGAUAUAACUGUGAAUGUGGACAAUGAAAGUUCCUAUAUUUAA